Pyrus x bretschneideri (Chinese white pear) is the source of this 636-nucleotide messenger RNA. Its product is annotated as germin-like protein 9-3. The coding region runs from base 1 to 636 and encodes 211 amino acids. Gene Ontology annotation, cellular component: cell wall. The transcript has a single exon. NCBI's taxonomy places the organism in Eukaryota, Viridiplantae, Streptophyta, Magnoliopsida, Rosales, Rosaceae. The record is from RefSeq and is a predicted model, not a curated record. Gene Ontology annotation, molecular function: manganese ion binding.
AUGGCCUCCAGAACUUCAAGCCUCAGAUUCUUCUCACUAAUAAUUUUUUCAUUUUCCAUUGUCCAAAUGGCAAUAGCCGGAGACCCGGACAUUAUUACUGACUUCAUAGUGCCGCCAAAUGCAAAUGGAACUGUAGAUGGAAACUUCUUUACAUACACCGGCUUUCGUGCCCUUGUUGAAGGAGACCCUCCCACAGCCUUCAAGGUUAUGAAGGCAUCCUUGGUUGAAUUCCCUGCUCUUAAUGGGCAGAGUGUUUCAUAUGCCGUCCUUCAGUUCCCAAAUGGCACUACCAACCCACCACACACUCAUCCUCGCUCGGCUGAGCUACUUUUCCUCGUUGGUGGUACCCUUGAAGUUGGUUUUGUUGACACCAAAAACAACCUCUUUACGCAGACGCUUCAGACAGGUGAUCUGUUUGUGUUUCCCAAGGGACUUGCGCACUUCCAGUACAAUGCUGAUGCAGAAAACCCAGCCAUAGCAAUUUCUGCAUUUGGAAGUGCAAAUGCAGGAACUGUAUCAAUACCCUCCACCUUGUUCACCACCGGCAUCAACGACAAUGUGUUGGCUAUCUCCUUCAAGACUGAUGUUGGCACCAUUCAAAAGCUUAAGGGUGGUCUUGCAUUGUUUGUUGAAUAA